AUGAAGCCCGCUGAGCAUACACCUGUCCCGCAGAAGAGAAAGAUCAUUAUCUUCUCUGACUUCGACGGCACAAUCUUCAUGCAAGACACCGGCCACAUCCUCUUCGACAACUACGGCUGCGGCGAAGAAGCCCGCAACAAACUCGACGAACAAAUCAAAUCCGGCGAGCGAUCCUUCCGCGAAGUCUCCGAAGAAAUGUGGGGAUCCCUCCACGUCCCCUUCGACGACGGCUUCGUAGUCAUGGAAAAGACACUCGAAAUCGACCCCGGGUUCCGAGAAUUCCACCAAUACUGCAUCAAAAACGGAUUCCCCUUCAACGUGAUCAGUGCCGGGCUGAAGCCUGUUUUGCGGAGGGUGUUGGAUACAUUCCUCGGUGAGAAGGAGGCCGCCGCAAUCGACAUCGUCGCCAACGACGCCAUAAUCAAACCCGACGGAUCCUCCUGGAAACCCAUCUGGCGGCACGACACAGAACUAGGCCACGACAAAGCGCUCUCGGUAAACGAAGCGCGCGCAAAAGCACAAUCCGAAUGUCGCCCCGACGAAAUUCCCCUAAUCAUCUUCAUCGGCGACGGAGUCUCCGAUCUAGCGGCCGCCCGCGAAGCAGAUGUCCUCUUUGCUCGACGAGGCCUUCGUCUCGAGGAGUAUUGCCAGGAACAUAAGAUUGCUUAUAUCCCCUUUGAUAGUUUCCUGGAUAUCAAGCGGGAGAUUGAGAAUAUUAGUCGCGAGGAUCAGAGUAAGACUGGUGGUGUGGGGAAGCCGGUGCGGUAUAAUCCACGGGCUAAUAUGUGGAGGCGGAUUUCUUCGAAGGAGGCAGUCCCGACUUUGAUGGCCGUUGCUACUCCCUCCAAGGAAGAGAAGAUGUUCCUUUGGCCGGAGACGUUCUCCGACUAUAAGCCCCAGGCGACGAUUCAGGAAAGGGAUGAGACGGCUACUGCUUGA
Molecule: messenger RNA, 939 nt
Organism: Penicillium cataractarum
Lineage: Eukaryota; Fungi; Ascomycota; Eurotiomycetes; Eurotiales; Aspergillaceae
Exons: 4
Coding region: 1-939 (312 amino acids)
Molecular function (GO): phosphatase activity
Source: RefSeq, a predicted model, not a curated record